Molecule: messenger RNA, 396 nt
Organism: Strongylus vulgaris
Lineage: Eukaryota; Metazoa; Nematoda; Chromadorea; Rhabditida; Strongylidae
Source: the annotation of a GenBank genome assembly
AUGAUCUCAUCGGAAUGGGGAGCUCCAAAUGUGAUCAAAAAAGGCUUUAACCCGGAGCAUGUGGUAGAAGGUAGUUAUGGUCAUUCUCUGCAUGUAUUCAAAUGGUCUACUCAUGAGAAGCUGCAAACUAUUGAACUACCCAUGGGCAACGGAGCGCUUCCAUUAGAAGUGAGAUUCAAACACGAUCCAACUAGCCCUUAUGCAUUUGUGGGCAGCGCUCUAGGCUCAAGCAUUAUUUUACUAAAGCCGGAAACAGAGGGUUCCAACUCAUCUUAUGUGGCUGAAUGUGCUGUGCGAAUCCCUCCAAAGCAGGUGUGGCAGAUUCUCGAUUUUCAAACUACUACUUGGCCCGAUCUGUCUUUUUCCUCACAUCAUAAUUCUAUAGAAGCUCCGUAA